ACAGCUUACUCAAGGCAGCAACAGCGCGCGGCACGACACAGAUUUUUUUAAACGCUAAUUAAAUAUAAAAUAAAAGCAUUUAAAAUGGCUUUCGGUGAUGUCAAAACCCCACAGGGACUCAAGGAACUGAACAACUUCCUGGCCGACAACAGCUACAUCAGCGGUUACACACCCACCAAAGCUGAUGUGUCCGUGUUCGAUGCUCUAGGCAAAGCGCCAGCUGGCGACUAUGCACAUGUUGCACGCUGGUAUCGUCACAUUGCCUCCUAUGAGGCUAAGGAGCGCUCCGCCUGGGUAGGUGCUCCACUGCCACAGUUGGCUGGUGCCAAGCCCACAGUCGCUGCUGCAGCCAAGCCCGCCGAUGAUGAUGAUGUCGAUCUAUUCGGCUCAGAUGAGGAGGAGGAUGAGGAGGCAGAGCGUCUGAAGGCGGAACGUGUUGCUGCCUACGCUGCCAAGAAGUCAAAGAAACCUGCGCUAAUUGCCAAGUCAUCGGUCUUGCUCGAUGUCAAGCCAUGGGAUGAUGAGACUGACAUGAAGGAGAUGGAAAAGAAUGUGCGCACCAUCGAAAUGGACGGUCUGCUGUGGGGCGCCUCCAAAUUGAUGCCCGUUGGCUAUGGCAUCAUGAAGCUGCAGAUUAUGUGCGUCAUUGAGGACGACAAGGUCUCGAUCGAUCUGCUGCAGGAGAAGAUUGAGGAGUUCGAGGACUUUGUGCAGUCUGUCGACAUUGCUGCCUUCAACAAGAUCUAAAUAUGAAACAGUAACUUGAAUAAAAUUCAGCAAAGCAUUGUAAA
Molecule: messenger RNA, 791 nt
Organism: Drosophila busckii
Lineage: Eukaryota; Metazoa; Arthropoda; Insecta; Diptera; Drosophilidae
Gene: eEF1beta
Product: probable elongation factor 1-beta
Exons: 2
Coding region: 85-747 (220 amino acids)
Biological process (GO): translational elongation
Cellular component (GO): cytosol; eukaryotic translation elongation factor 1 complex
Molecular function (GO): translation elongation factor activity; guanyl-nucleotide exchange factor activity
Source: RefSeq, a predicted model, not a curated record